AUGGGGAACCCGCGGGCCUGCCUGCGGGCCUCUCUCUUCCCCUUCUAUGGCAUCCUGCCGGGCAUGAAGGCCUACCUCCUCGGCAAUCUUGACUUGCCAAUCACGUUCGGGAGCAAGGCCAACUACCACACUGAAACCCUCACGUUCGAGGUGCUCAAGUUGCGGGGACCAAAUGGUGUCAUCACCGUGAGCGGCUCCUCCGAGCAGGCCUACGUCAGCAGCCGCGAGUACUUUGACCUCACCACCACUACCGCAAACUCGGCGGAGCUCGGCCAACUCCGUGCCUCCACCGCCGAUUGCCACCCCGACCCUGGCAAGCCUAGCCAGGCUCCUACCUUUGUCCCGAUCGAGGAAACCAAGUUAGUCGCGGUCAACAUCCCGACCAAGAUGGUCCGGGUCGGCUCUCAGCUGUCGGCCAAAUAUGAACUCGCGCUCGUCGACUUCCUCCACGCCAACAAGGACACUUUUGCCUAA
Molecule: messenger RNA, 474 nt
Organism: Panicum virgatum (switchgrass)
Lineage: Eukaryota; Viridiplantae; Streptophyta; Magnoliopsida; Poales; Poaceae
Exons: 2
Coding region: 1-474 (157 amino acids)
Source: RefSeq, a predicted model, not a curated record